Molecule: messenger RNA, 4062 nt
Organism: Alternaria arborescens
Lineage: Eukaryota; Fungi; Ascomycota; Dothideomycetes; Pleosporales; Pleosporaceae
Exons: 3
Coding region: 1-4062 (1353 amino acids)
Molecular function (GO): protein binding
Source: RefSeq, a predicted model, not a curated record
AUGGCCGUCGGCCAGGCGCUGCCAGUGCGCUUUCCGUGCUGGUGCAAAGCUGUGUAUUCAUGGGGAGGAGAGACCAAACGCGACCUCGGAUUCAUAGAAGGCGACCUGAUCGAAGUCCUUAAUGCCGGUGAUGGAUCCUGGUGGAUGGGCCGGUUGAAGCGCGACAGGCGCAUGGUUGGACUGUUCCCUUCCAACUUUGUCGAACUGCUCAGCGAAGACUAUCAACCAUGGGCACGCAAUGGCAGCGGAGGAAGCAUGUCGAGGCAGAACAGUGCCCAGGAGCAGCCAAAGCCAGCACCGCAGAAGCAGAAGAGCACCUUCAGGAAGCCCUUCACGGCUUAUGCAGCUGCAGGCGCACCAAAUCCUGCUGCUGCUGCGCGAGAGAGGCUCAAGGCAGGCAUCAACUCACCAAACGGCAGUGUCAAGACCAAGUCUCCCUUCUCGUCGAUGAAGCGGUCGUCUACCGAGAGUCGCGAGAGCCCACCGCUUGCGUCUUCCACAAGAAAACAGUCAAAUCUUCGCGCCGUAUCACCACGACCUCCUUCCAAGAGAACACCAGUAACACGCGCUAUUUCACCAGCACCACCGUCACGUCACGGUUCGCAUACACGCGCACAAUCAUCUCCCGUACCGCCCGCCGACUAUCGCUACCAGCCUCGCGCCGUAUCACCAGCUCCUCCCAUCCGACGCGGCUCGUAUAUCCCACCACAAUCGCAUGCGCCUCCAGCACAAUACCAGUAUCAACCCCGUGGUGUAUCGCCUGCACCUCCUAUACAACAUCGCAACUACACUAGAGCAGCAUCUCCAGCUCCUCCACAACAAAUACAAGACAUGUACCGAGCAGCUUCUCCAGCUCCUCCAAGACCAAGUCAAGAUGUUUACAGGGCACCAUCACCAGCUCCUCCCCGACAAAGUCAGGACUAUUACCGGGCAGCCUCGCCAGCGCCCCCCGUCCACUACCAACAGCAUUCACGAGCUGUAUCGCCGGCACCAUCCUUUCAGUACCGAGCAUACGACCGUGGACCUUCGCCGGCACCAUCAUUCCAAGAGCGUUCACGUGCGGCUUCGCCAGCCCCUUCAUUCCAGUACCGCGCAUACGAUCGAGGUCCAUCGCCGUCUCCCUACCAGAUGCAAUUGGAUGAUGACGAGCUUAGUCGCGGCCCAUCACCCGCUCCUUACAACGAAGAAUACGAAGAAGAACCUGUGGACUCGCCUCCUCCGCCUCCGCCUCCGCAUCGCGUCGCUUACGACCCAAGUAGAGCUCCGUCACCUGCACCUCCUUCGCAUAAUGGCUUCAUCACACCAGAACCGCCUUCGCCUGAUCCAAGAGCACGCGGUGGACACUUCACACCCUCUCCUCUCACGACAGCAAUGAACGAUGUCAUGUCGUCUUUGCAAGAUAUGACAACAUCAAGAAGCGAUGAGUCGCCAGAAGAGCCUCCGACCCCAUCGAAUCCAUGGUCUCCGGAAGCGUUUGACCAAGUCUACCAGGAGUCGGCUAAAAAGGUCAGAGCGCAGUCCGCUAUGAGCCGCGGUGACGAAGACGAAGAGGAAGGUCUGCCAGAUGUUAACAAUUACAUGAAGCGCAUGGAAAGUCGUCUAAGGCGAAUGAAGCAACAAGAGCAAGCUAGGAACGGUGAGCUUUUCAUCGGCGAUGAUGAAGGGCCAACCGUACCUCUGAAAAGCUCACACCAGCGACCCGGAUCCUCGAUGACUGAUGCUGAGCCAGAAGUUCAGCGAAAGGGCUCGAAGCUACUUAACCAUCGCAAAUCCGCCUAUAACGUCGGACGAAAUGCACUUGGACGAACGUUUACGAGCAAAACGAAUUCUACGACUACGACACACACAAGCAACAGCACCGAUCGCAGUUUGAUGUCUGGACACUCUGCUACGAACAUGAGUGCUACAAGCGCCGGGAGCUAUUACCGCAAGAAAUUUGGAAAGGAUCGACCAAAGAGCGUCAUGAACACCAAAGACACGGCUGCAAAGGGUUAUGGAUUCGACGACGGACGGCCAGAGACACCUUUCACUGGUGUCACCUAUCACUCCAGCCAUGCUUCACAGCCGCAAGCCGGUUCCAGCGACAUCCAACAAGCUGAAGUCAGCACCCCAGCCACGGACGACCCAGAUCCUCUUGGUGGACUGAGGCAGCCACUGAAGACAAAGCGCAGCGGCUUCUUCCGUAAGAUGAUCGACACUGCGAAGACCCAAGCCGCGAAUGCACGCAGCACCAUUGACACAAUAAGUAGGCCGGGAUCCCGGGCUGCCAGCCGAGCUGCUGGUCGUUCCCAGAGUCGCGCCGCAAGCCGCCUGGAUAACUCCGAACCGACUGGCAUAGAAGGGGGCAAAUCGACCCACGCGGCGAAGGAAUCUAGGGAUACCGGCCUUGGAACGGUAGAUUGGGUGCAGGUCCGGCGGGAUGUAAAUCGGUCCAACUCACUAAGCAAGAACGAGCGAACAGAGCGAGCCGAAAGAUGCCAGAUGAUGGACAUUCCUGUUUUGAACCCCAUUGAGAUCCUGUAUGAGUCGGCUGAGGGCGACGAGGGUCUUGAUGGUCUUCCCAUCACUGAGCCUACUGAUUUCGCGGCUUGCAGUCUUGCUCAUGUUGACAAGAGCGCGCGCUUCAUCAACAGCAUUCCUCUUGGAACGAACCCAGCGACUUUGGCACAAGGCUAUGUUUGUCGACCAUACCGAAGCGAUAUUCAACGAUUACGAGCUAUUUUCACAUGGGUCAGCGAGCGCAUAUCGUGGGAAGAAGAUUUUGAGGGUCAGAUGGAUCCGAAACACGUACUUCAAAGCAAGCGCGGAUGCUCUGAAGAAAUCGCCAUGGUCGUGGCAGAGAUGUGUGCUUCCGUUGGAAUGCACGCUGAAGUCGUCCGUGGCUAUCUCAAGACACCAGGCGAACCCUUGGACCUAGAGAGCGUCGCGCGGCCGAAUCACUUCUGGAACGCUGUCAUCGUAGAGGGUGAGUGGCGCAUAAUGGACUGCUCCCUUGCUGGGCCGACAAACCCAAAGCGAGUUCACUACUCGACUGCGGGAUCAUCUGUGGCCGAGACAUGGUACUUCCUUGCUCGCCCAAUGGAGAUUUGCUACUCUCACGUUCCACUCCUUCCGGAACAGCAACACAUCUGCCCACCUCAGCCACACGAGGUGUUGAUGGCACUCCCAUGUGCAACGCCCGCUUACUUCCGACAUCAUCUCAACGUAGUCAACUUCGAUACUAGUCUCUUGAACCUAGACAACCUUGAGAUGGCGCAUGUCUACGUUGACGUACCAGAGGAUGUAGAGUGUGUUGCGGAGGUUGAGGCACGAGCCUAUGAUCAAGACAUGGACGGCGAUCUUUUUGAGAGCGGCGAGAUUGUGAGGAAGCCGGCAUUGGCACAAGCCGAAUGGUACAGUGGCCAGAAGAGAUACACUGUUAAGGCCCUUCUUCCGAACGAUGGUGGCCAGGGUGUCCUGAAGAUCUAUGCAGGACCCCGGGGACUUAUGCACUCCAACAAGCUGAACCCUCACAACCUGGCAAUCGGCCUUCCUUUGACGCACACCGGCACCAAUCCUCCGUAUUCGUUCUUGACUCUGCAUCCUACGCCUCAUGCCCAACGACACGAUCUAUACGUCGCCCAGCCGCAGUGCGCUAAUCUGGCCCUCAACAACACUUUUGUCUUCUGCGUCCGCCAACAUCCGUCAUCCCUUACAAAAUCCCCCGAACCUAGUCCCGCGAUGCAUGGCCGAGCAUCGCCAAAUCCUUUUGCUCGCCCUACAUCCGCUAUGAGCAUGCAGAGUAUCUCAGCAACUGGAUCCAACUACACGAACCCAUCUCAAAGUUCUUCUGGAUCAUCAGGUAGUAGUAGCAACAAGCCUGCCAAGCUAGCCGUACAAACACCUUCUGGCAAGAUUAUACGCCUGACUAGAAAGACGGAGCAUAUUAGCAGUACUAACGAUGCUGAUGGUACGGCUUGGGAAACGGUCAUCAAGAUUGGAGAAAAGGGCACAUGGCGAGGUCUGGUGCUUGCUGAUCGAAGCGCAAGGUGGUGUGUUUUUGCUCAAUGGGAGUGUGCUUGA